AUGAAGACUCUCAUCGCUGUUGUGUUAGCUCUGGCCGUUCUGCAGGCGACCGCUGUGCCUCUGGACGUGAAUGAAGCGGAAGUUGACAGACCUGCUCGCUGGGGGAGAUACUGCGACCAGUCCUAUUACAACAACAGCGGUGUGAUAACAAGUCCUAACUACCCUCAGGAUUAUGAUAACAACCUAGACUGCGAUUACGUCAUCAACCCGACGCUGUACGGACGCUAUGAGAUGCGAUUUUACCUCUGUGACUUCGAUGUGGAAGCGUCUGUAUUCGGCGGAUGCUCAGACUGGGUGGACUUCAACGGGACGCAGCGGAUUUGUGGGAUUCAAUUGGGCGAGAUGAAGUUUAUGGGCACUGGGUUUUUCGAGUUGAAAUUUCACACAGAUUGGCGUACGACACGACGUGGCUUUAGGAUUGCAUAUUGUGCCGGCUGUUAUAACUGGAACGCUGUGUCGGCAAUGUGCAGGAACAGGCGUUCCCGUUUGGCGAAUACAGGCUGGCAAAACGGAUACUUCCCGAACGGUUCCUUCGGAAAUGGAUGGCCGAACAUCACUCGCUACAACCAGUCCCAGCAUUGGGGAUGGCCUAGCCAGUAAACCGAAACUUUGAAUACAUAGCUUCUCUUAAUGAUACACAUCAUUUGACAAAUAAUUAAUAAAAUACGUAACCGUGGAUGAAUCUGCAUCAAAUCAAUUAAAAAUACAAAGUCUGAGACCUUUGUUUAUUCAAAUAAAUAAAACUUGUU
Messenger RNA from Liolophura sinensis, 749 nucleotides. Its product is annotated as cubilin-like. Gene Ontology annotation, molecular function: serine-type endopeptidase activity. The coding region runs from base 1 to 600 and encodes 199 amino acids. Lineage: Eukaryota; Metazoa; Mollusca; Polyplacophora; Chitonida; Chitonidae. The transcript is spliced from 4 exons. The record is from RefSeq and is a predicted model, not a curated record.